Messenger RNA from Paramuricea clavata, 1490 nucleotides. The record is from the annotation of a GenBank genome assembly. NCBI's taxonomy places the organism in Eukaryota, Metazoa, Cnidaria, Anthozoa, Malacalcyonacea, Plexauridae.
AUGCUGUACUAUGUAUGUAAAAUAUGCUAUCCUCUAUAUCUUUUAGAGUCAGUUGUGUAUGAGAAAGUAAAGAAGGUAUUGACAAAGAAAAGAUUGAAGUCUGGAAUCCAGAAAGCAUCAACUAUCGCCCAAACAAGUUGCCUUGAAGGCUUCCACUCAGUUCUUAACCACUUCGCACCGAAGAUGAUUGUUUUCUCAUAUCCUGGAAUGUACAUCAGGUACAGCACUGUAAUUUUAACCUCCUGCUAAAAAAGGCCUUUGUAUUAUGAAUACUCUUUCCAUCUUUUGACACACAGGGUUUGAAUUAGUUAAGGGAUAUAUUGGUAACUAUAGGAGGAAACUAUGGAGGUCAUCUAUAAGUUAAAAUUUUUUUUGCAUAUCAUUUUUAGAAAUGUGUGUGCACAAUUUUUUUUUAUUUUGGCCAUAAUGAUGUGCAAAUUGCACAUGAUACACUGCUAAUUCAAACCCUGCAGACACAAAAUUCCUUUUCGCAUUGAAUAUGGAUAAUUUGUUUAUAUUUUUUAAUUUAGGCACAUCCUUGCAGCCAUACAUUUCAACAUCAAUCUGAACCGAGAUAAUAAGAUUAAGAAAUCAGAUGGUUCCGAGCAAGUUGUUGUUGUCUAUCCGAAAUUCAAAAAUGGAGAGGCCACUGUCAAAGGUGUCAAAGUGGAAGCAGAUUUUCGUAAGUUAUGGUACUAAUAUGCAUUACUGUAUCUAUUUUAUUAACCCUUUAAGCCUCAAUGCCCUAGCCAGUCACUUUACUUUGUCUCACAUACUACGAAAAAGCUCUAGGUUUGUAGAUAUACGAGAGAUUUCUUGAUAUGCCAAGAGAAAUACGAGACAUUUCUUGAUUGCCAAAAAAACAAUCAUUUGAAGAAAGAACUUGAAGACUUGGAAAAAAUUACCCCUGAGUUCAUGAACACAAUGAUGGAGAAGCAGUCAAGAGAAGAGGCCAUCAAGAAGAAUGUUGAAAGAAAGGCCAUGGUGGUAGAAGAUGUUCCUCCAACCACGGCAGGUACAAAACUUGAAUUUAUCAAUACAUUACAGACUAAAUUUCCACAACUGAGCCCUCUGAAAAUUAUACCAAUGACUUUAGUAACAGUCAGAGUGCCAUCAAGUUUGUGCCUAAUUGAUUAACAAAUACAAUAGCGUGGCCAGCCAGACUAUUUAGUCCCGCUAUGCAAAUAUUUUCGUGUUCAUUGACUGUGAAAAAAAUAAAUUUCCAAAGAAAUGAAUAAUGAUAAUAAUUUUGAAUUUGCAUAGCGGGACUAAAUUGUCGGGCUGGCUACGCCACUGAACAAAUAGAUUUUGCCAUUGUUCAUCAACGUCAUAAUUUUUAAAAUUAUUAUAUAAUUAUUUUUAUAGUGUCUGAAAUUGUUGAAAACCCCACAAGCCAACGAGCGGAGCCCCACUGCACCUUGUGUGGUAAACCCAUGAAAGGACAUAAAAAUGUUUUGGAUUGUCCAAAGAACCAGCAUAGCAACAAAUGA